GAAAAGUGCCGGAAGGAUCGGCAGCUUGCACGCGCAGAAGAGCGCAAAACCGUCGACGAGAAGCUCCAAAAAAAGCUCGAUCUCGUGUUCGCGGACCUGCGCAAAGAAAUAGAAGAACACGCAGCCAUGUUGCGGCAAAACCUGCAGGACGAAAAAAACGCGUAUGACGCAGAAAAGAGGGAGCGACAGGCGCUUCGUGACGAGGAGGUCGCGAAAGAUUGCGAAAAGAAUGAUGCGACCGUGGCCUCGUGGAAAGCGCUUGUGAGCCAGAAACGCGAGGAAAAGGAUAAGGACAUGAUCGAAGGAACCCGGGCAAUGGAAGCGGACCGGAACCAAAAUGAGCAGCUUAAACUCUCAGUGGCCGAGCUGCAAGACCAGUACAGGAGAAGGUCCGAGGAAAAUGACGCGCGCAUCAAGGAAAUGGACGCGGAGCUCGCGAAUUACGACAGGGAGGAGCAGAAACACGCGGACGCGUUUGCGCGCGAGCUUGCAAACGCACGCGCCGCCAGUGAAAGACGACUACGCGAAGCAGCUCAGAAGAAAGAGGCUGUUAUGAAGACGAACAGAGACGUAGACAAAUGCCUGAAAACUUUGGUGGAACGGGACCAAAGAGUACGACAGCAGAAGCAAGAUCUGGCGAGGGACACAGAAAGGCAUCAGCGCGACCUCGACAAAGUAUGUGAGGACAUAUCUCGCGAAAAACUCGACACGGAGCAGCUUCGGGAUUCCACUAGCCGUCUCCGAAAGGAGAAGAGUGAAGUGGAUAAGUCGUAGCGAUACUACAAAAGGGCGAGAGUUCGACGUACAUCAACUUUCUCGCAACAAUGCGCCCGCGAAUCCGCCCUGUCGCUUUUUUCUAUUUCGUGAGUAUGAUUCUGUCGCGAAUAACUUUAUAGACAUACUCAGGUACUGCGGUAAAAAGAACAGUUUUUACCACGACACAAGCGAAAUAGCUGCACUUCGCUCUAGAAGGGUGGGCAAGAAUAUCAAAAAGCGCCGUGCAGCGCCAUAGGGUUGCCGUUUUCCCAGGUUGCUUUCAGCUACUUUUCGAUUCAUGAAGACUCCACCAGCAGUACAUGUGAGUCGUCGCCCGCGAGACAAGUGGCUGCUGUGCUUGAAUUCAUUUGUUUGUUGAGAUGAAUAAUUUUUGGGAAGUCUUUCUCUGCAUGCACUUAGAGGAAGUAGACCGUCUUCUCAGCUUGGCAGCGUUUCACUUUUCUUCAGCGAGUACAUAUUUUAGCUAUGACAGAUCAGGGAAAAUUGCAGUGUAAGAUUUGGAUGCACAUUCAGCACCACGAUGUAUCGGCUUAGACUCCAGCACAGCACGCUCGAUCAUACAUCCGGAAAGCUAUGUUGUUUGUGGAACAUGUACAAUUCGGUCGUCGACAAUGAAUUUGGGCUUUGGAAGAAUGAAAAGCACUUGGAUAGUAAUUUUCAGAAACUCGAAAUGCAUUACAUGCCCAAUGGCAAUGGGCGUAUUCUCGCAGUAGGACAAAAAUAUCAUGUUUCUCGCUCUCCCAAAGAGCUUGCACGCGCGCGAC
Messenger RNA from Amoebophrya sp. A120, 1541 nucleotides. NCBI's taxonomy places the organism in Eukaryota, Dinophyceae, Syndiniales, Amoebophryaceae. The record is from the annotation of a GenBank genome assembly.